CGUCAAAGCAUUUGACGGGAUGCACAGCAAUCAGAAGUAGUGUGGGCUAAUUACGUGCAAUUUGGCGUCUGGCGCCUAAUGGGCGUUGUUGCCGGCUUUCGCGGGAAGCAGACUGGCUGAUGGAUGGAACAAGAGAUGCGCCCCCCAUAACAGAACCCCCCAAUCUCAACACUCUUCCCUUGCCACAUCUAUGUAUAACCAUUUUACUUACUAACGGACCGACAUCCAUUUUCAACCUAAACGCCUCGGGUGUCCAUUCUGGCCAUUCAAUGCGGGAACGAUGUCGCAAGGGGAGCUAGAGCUGACCAGCUUCACGCGUCUGGACACAGCCGACUCGAAGGCUCAGAUUGUGACCUCUAUCUCCAACGUCUGGUCGCGCGCGCAACUGGAUCCUACAAGCAGCGCUUUCGAUGCCACAGCCUGGUUCAAACACUUUGCCGAACUGAGAAAUGGCGAUCACCCGCUGUACAAAGCCAAGAGAGGAGGCUUCUUGUUCAAAAAUCUCAACGUCUACGGGACCGUGAAAGCGGACGACUAUCUCCAUACCUUCGGCAACGCGCCCCUUCGUCCUCUCAGAGCCGUAACUAGGUUGUUUGGCCGAAAUGAUACCAUCAAGGUUCCGAUUCUGCGGGGGUUCGAGGGUAUCGUCAAUGAUGGGGAGAUGUUGGCUGUACUUGGACGGCCUGGUAGUGGCUGCACGACCCUCCUGAAGACGCUGGCUGGGGAGACACGAGGUCUAGAGGUGGGAAAACAAUCAGAGAUUUUGUACCAAGGGAUACCUCCGCAGACCAUGCACACCGAGUUCCGCGGGGAAUGCAUAUACACGGCUGAAGUGGAUGUCCACUUCGCGGACUUAACGGUUCUCGAGACCCUGCAGUUCGCCGCCGCUUGUCGGGCGCCCAAGAAUCUGCUCCCGGGCAUGUCUAAGCAGGAAUACAUCGACUAUGUCACGAACGUGGUGCUCAGAAUCUUCAAUCUCUCAAAAGCGCGGGACACCCGUAUCGGCGAUGCGAUGAUCCGGGGCGUCAGUGGAGGAGAGAAGAAACGUGUCAGCAUCGCAGAGGCAUUCAUAUCAUUCGCGCCAGUUCAGGCCUGGGACAACAGUACAAGAGGCAUGGACAGCGCGACGGCAUUGGAUUGCAUCCGCAACUUCCGCAUCUUCACCCAGACAAAUGGUGCAGCUACCAUAGUGAGCCUGUACCAAGCGUCUCAAGAUAUUCUCGACUGUUUUGAUAAGGUUACUGUGCUCUAUGAGGGCAGGCAAAUCUUCUUUGGCACCUGGCAGGACGCUAUCCGCUAUUUCCAUAAUCUGGGGUUUGAGCGACCCUCCAGACUUACAACAGGUGACUUCCUGACUGCGCUCACCAACCCGCAGGAAGCCAGGCUCUUGGUUUCGCCGGAUUGGACACGGCCUAUUCCUAUCACUGUCGAUGAAUUUGUCGAGGCCUGGCAGAACAGUGCGGAGCGACAAAAGCUGCUUAGCCAGAUCAACGACAAGCGCGACGAGUACUUGCACCGCACAAACGGUCUCCAAUGUUACCGGGAAGCACGGGCACUCGAGAAACACCCACGGGUAGGUGGUUCGUCGCCUUUUACUAUUCCCAUCGCAAACCAGGUUGCGCUUUGCCUGGGAAGAGGUUUCAAGAGGCUUAAAAAUAAUAUUGGAGUACCAAUAUCGUAUAUCAUUGGAAAUCUCGUCAUGGCCGCGAUUGUUGGCAGUGUAUAUCUCAACCUGCAGGAAUCGAACGAUGAUGUUUCCAAGCGGACCGUUCUCAUCUUCUUCGCUAUCUUGAUUAACGCCUUCAUGAGUGCAGCUGAAGUCUUGACCGUGUGGGAUCAGCGUCCAAUUGUCGAGAAGCAGACGAAACACUCUCUCUACCAUCCCUUGGCUGAGGCUAUCUCUGCCAUUAUCUGCGACCUCCCCGCCAAAAUAACUGCAUCUAUCUUCUUCAACCUGCUCUUGUACUUGAUGACCAACCUAAGGCGGACUCCUCAACAUUUCUUCACCUUCUGGCUCUUCACAUUCGUCUGUCAAAUGGCAAUGUCCAUGUUCUACAGACUUGAUGGGUCAAUGCACCAGACACUGGAGGCUAGUAUGGUUCCCGUCGGAGUCCUCGUCUUGCUGGCCAUUAUUUAUACCGGUUUUGUGAUUCCCAUCCCCUACAUGAAGCCAUGGCUGGCGUGGUUUCGUCAUAUCAACCCGGUUGCAUACGCAUUUGAGAGUCUCCUGAUCAACGAGUUCCAUAAGCGCGAGUUUCAUUGUGCACGUCAUAUCCCGGAUGGCCCCUUUUACGAGCAAUUUGACACGGCGUUCAAGACUUGUUCGGGCACAGUGGCUGGAUUAGCGAGCAAUAGCGUCCAGGGUGACUCUUAUAUUGAGGUAGUAUACAAGUACAAUUAUAUCCACCUCUGGCGGAAUCUGGGUAUAUUGCUUGCUUUCGUCAUUGUCUUCUUUGCUCUCCAUCUCUGGUCCAGCGAGAAAGUGGAGACCCAAAAACCCCGCGGAGACUUGCUAUUAUUUCUGCGCAAGCGUCGCCCUCAGUGGCAGCAGCCAGACGAAGAACUAAACCCGGCACCUGGAAAGAUUCACCACGAAACUCACAUCACCUCAGACGCCGGCCUUGUAAACCAUAAGUCAGUAACGCACUGGGAGAAUUUGUCUUACGAAGUGCCUGUAAAGAAGGGCAAGAAACAGAUUCUAUAUGACAUUGAUGGGUGGGUCAAACCCGGCACCUUGACGGUUCUUAUGGGCGCAACUGGGGCGGGAAAGACAACCCUACUAGAUGUAAUUGCCCAGCGUACGACCCAAGGCCGCGUCACAGGCAAUAUCAUGGUGGACGGCCGACAACGCGAUACAAGCUUCCAACGCUCCACCGGCUACGCACAGCAAAACGACCUUCACCUUCCUACCGCUACAGUCCGCGAAGCUCUCCACUUUAGUGCAUUACUUCGACAGCCUCAUAAACUUCCCAAAGCUAUCAAGACUGCAUAUGCUGAUAGAAUCCUCGAGCUUCUUGGAAUGCAAUCAUAUGCCGAUGCUAUUGUCGGUGUCCCCGGAGACGGCCUCAGCCCUGAACAGCGGAAACGACUCACCAUCGCUGUAGAACUGGCAUCCCGUCCCAGUCGACUGUUGUUCCUGGAUGAACCAACCUCCGGGCUCGAUUCGCAAACCGCAUUCAUCAUCUGCAACCUGCUGCGCAAUCUUGCUCAUGAGAGCGGACAGGCCAUUAUGGCAACCAUCCACCAGCCCUCUGCCAGCCUACUCGAGAUGUUCGACCAGAUCCUGCUUAUUAAUGCCGGACGAACAGUCUACUUUGGGCCCAUCGGGGAAGACUGUAAGACUAUGAUCAAUUACUUUGAAAGCAAGGGGGCACCGACUUGUAAGCGAUGGCAGAAUCCUGCAGAGUGGGUCAUGGACGUCUCUGGUGCAUCCCCAGGCUCCAAGAACACCAUUGACUGGCACAAAGCGUGGGAGGAAUCUGCCGAGAGACAAAAACUGAAACAAACUCUUAGCGAAAUGAGGAUCUCUUUGGCAGAGCGACAACCCUCGGAGACCGAAGAAGGCGAAUUCGCGACGCCGGUGUGGACGCAGAUAUACGUGCUCACGAAACGCACUUUCGUCGAGUACUGGAGAACUCCGGCGGCCAUUUACGCAAAACUAAUCUUCUACGCAGGCGCCUCGUUCAUGAUUGGUGUGUCAUGCCUCCGCUCUCCCAACUCACUGCAAGGCCUGCAAAAUCAGCUCUUCUCCAUAUUCCUCAUUUUCACCACUUUCAGCAACGUCCUUCAACAGAUCGCUCCUCAGUUUGGAAGCAGGAGAGCGCUAUACGAAGCCCGCGAACGUCCGUCAAAGAUCUUCUCCUGGACUGCGUUCAUCACCUCGAGCAUUGUCGUCGAAGCGGCCUGGCAGGUGUUACUGGCCACGAUUUCCUUCAUACUGUUCUACUACAUCACUGGCAUGGACCUGAACACCACCGAUGCAGACCGCCAUGAAAGAGGAUUUUUGAUGCUCUUACUCUUCAUUGAAUUCUUCCUCUUCACGCAAUCUCUGUCCCAUCUGCUCGUCGCUGCAAUCGAGGUCCCGCAGGCAGCAGUGAACAUGGGUCAGCCCAUCUUCUACCUGACCAUCAUUUUCUGCGGUGUGCUAGUCCCGUUCAACUAUCUUCCCGAGUUUUGGAAAUUCAUGUACCGCGUUUCGCCCCUCACCUACCUUACACGCAGCAUCUUCGCCGUCGGCGUCGCUCACCAGCCUAUCACUUGCAGCAGCUCGGAGCUCACUACGGUCAGUCGUGCUCCUGAGGGCUUUACCUGCGGCGAGUAUUUCAGCGAGUUUGUGAAGCAGUUCGGAGGAAACGUGGUGAAUGCAGAUGCGACCACCAACUGCGGGUACUGUCCGAUGCGCGACACAGACGAGUUUCUGAAGUUCUUCAGCAUGGAUUAUAACGAAAGAUGGCGCGAUUUUGCAAUCAUUAUGGUUUAUAUUGGGUUCAAUUGGAUGGCUACUUUUGCGCUGUAUUGGUUGGCGAGGGUGCCGAAGAAGCAGAAGAAGGUGGAAGCAAGCGCAAAGAAAAAUGCAGUUUGAGGAAGCGGGCUUCUUGGAUUAAUAUGUAGAUUACGAUGGUUUAUAAUGCGGCGUUUGAGACUUUCCAAAACAUGAUGACAGAUGUA
Messenger RNA from Westerdykella ornata, 4668 nucleotides. RefSeq lists its product as uncharacterized. NCBI's taxonomy places the organism in Eukaryota, Fungi, Ascomycota, Dothideomycetes, Pleosporales, Sporormiaceae. The transcript has 6 exons. Bases 281 to 4582 code for a protein of 1433 amino acids. The record is from RefSeq and is a predicted model, not a curated record. Gene Ontology annotation, biological process: transmembrane transport. Gene Ontology annotation, cellular component: membrane. Gene Ontology annotation, molecular function: ATP hydrolysis activity; ATP binding; ABC-type transporter activity.